Messenger RNA from Centruroides sculpturatus (bark scorpion), 2602 nucleotides. RefSeq lists its product as uncharacterized. The record is from RefSeq and is a predicted model, not a curated record. Bases 507 to 1898 code for a protein of 463 amino acids. NCBI's taxonomy places the organism in Eukaryota, Metazoa, Arthropoda, Arachnida, Scorpiones, Buthidae. The transcript has 2 exons.
AAGAUGCUCUUGAUAAGUUUACAAAGGAAAGCUGUUGGGUGAGUUCAUAAUUGCAAUUUAAAAUUGACAGAUAAUCCUCAUCACCAUAUAAUUUCUCCUUGCUUUCAAAUUGACUUUAAAGCAUAGAUGGCCUGUUAGUUAUUCACAGGGAAUUACAGUCCAUCCUGUAAAACAAACAUUGGUUUCAGUUUUACUAAUGGGUAGGAUUUCUUAAGUAUGGUACUGUACAUAUAUUCUUAGGCUAUGUCCUAUGUGGCAGCGUCCAGCAACUACUGGCAGAAAGAAUCUUUUUACGCAUGUCCAACUUGCGAGUGACUUCUGUCCAAAAUGGACGCAUGUUGUUUACAAGAUGGUGAUGAGAAGACUUCAUUGAAUGCUACUAUGAAAAAUAUGACAAGCAUUAAAAUGGUAAAUUUGACAGUUAAUUAUUAUCACUAACUAGAUACACAACAAAUAUAAAGAAUCUUUUUUUUUGAUGAUAUGAAACCGUGCUUUGCUAUUUGUUUAUGCUUCUGACUAAAACACAUAAAGCAGAUGAAACCGUCCGUCCUAUAGUUGACUUCAGAAACACAACAUUAUAUAAUCUUGAGAAAAUUCUAAAACAGAAACUUAAAAUAUACCAAAAUUCUAAAUUUGCUAUUUAUAACACUGAUAAACUACUAUAUGAUAUUAAACAGAUAGAUAUAAAAGACACGUACAGAAUUGCAAGCCUAGACAUAAUUGAUAUGUAUCCUUCCAUAAUAUGGGAAAUAAUUGAACCUAAACUGACACAACAUAAAAUUGAACCUGAAAUAAUAGACUUAAUCGAAUUUACCUACAGAAGCAAUUACUUUGAAAUAAACAGUAAAUAUUACACACAGAAUAGUGGUAUCAGUAUGGGGUCCGUAAUAGGACCGAAACUAGCCGAGAUCAUAAUGAUAGAUAUAGACAAAGAAAUAAGUGACAUAUAUGGUAUAAAGUUCUACAGGAGAUACGUAGAUGACGUCUUGAUAAUAUAUGAUGAGGUCGAGAUUAACACUAAUGAAAUCAGAAAUAUAAUAAAUAAUAUCCAUAAAAAUAUUCAAUUUAAAAUAGAAGAAGAAGAUAAAAUUACCAACAGCAUAAAUUAUUUAGAUAUUACAAUUAAAAGAAAUAAUACAAAUCUCGAAUUUGAACCGUUCAAAAAGCAGUGCUCAAUAAAUACCACAGUUAACUAUAAUUCUAACAUACCAAUUCAUAUAAAACAAAACAUAUUUAAUAUGGAAUACACUAAAAUCAAAAAUAGAACUAGUAUAAAUACUAAGCAAAUUGAACAUUUAAAUACACUAAAGAAAAAAUUUAUUCUUUCAGGAUACCCAAACAGAAUUCUUAAUAUUUGGGAAACAGAAAUAGAUAAAAAAACAGAUAAAACAAUAAGAAUAGAUCCUAAACAAGCAGAAAUAAAAUACAUUCGUUUUCCAUACAUAAAAGGUUUAUACGAAGAAGUCAAUAAGGAAGUCAAAAAAAUUAAUGUAAAACUUGUACCGACAUAUGAUAAGCUACUCUCCAGAUUAAAUGCAAAACAAGUUAACAAAACAAAUAUAACAAAUAAAGAAGAAAGUAAAAAUGUAGUCUAUAAAAUUCCGUGUACAUGCGAAAAUAAAAAAUUUUAUAUAGGUGAAACUAAACGUAAAGUUAAAGUAAGAUUGAAAGAACAUAUAGCCGAUUUGAAAUAUCGUAGACUAAAUUCUGCUUUUCAUGAACACUGCCUUUUGAAUAAUUGUAAUAUAGAUAAAAAUAAUAUAGAUAUCUUACACAGAGAAAGAGAUACAUACAAAAGAAAAUUCAAGGAAAGUAUAGAAAUAAUCAAAAAUCAAAAUAGUAUAAAUAAAAAUCCUAGCAUCUCAAUAAACGAAAACUGGUUAAAAAUUUUAUAUUAAUUGUAUUCACUAGAUUCAAACUAUUAUUAUUGUGAUCAAUGUGCUAAUUAAUAAUAACGAUUGAACUGUUACAUAAAUCAACAAUAACAAAAAACUGUAAUGUUGUAACGGGAAUCAAAUAAUAUGUAAAUUUAUAUUAAAUGUUAAUCCUGUUUACCAACCUCAAGACAUUGUAAUGUCAUUAGUUCAUAUAAUAAUCUAUAAUAUUAAAUACUGUAAUGUUAAAUAAAUCAACAAUCAUAUAUUGUAAAAAUAUAGUAGAUGUCAGAUAUGUAAAUUUAUAUUGUAGAAGUUAUGUAAAUUCGUAUUAUAUUGUCAAUGCUUAUCAAAGGAAAUAAGGAUUUAGUAAAACAGAUUUAUGAGUAAAAAGCAUAAUCAAUUGUAUACCAAUUUGAUAAUUGUUGUCUAAGGUAUAUUUUAGACCAAGGAUUUUGUAAGACUGUUUUAUAAGUAAAAGGUAUAAUCAAUUUUGUACAGUACAACCUUAAUAACAGCCGUACUCAAGGUAUGCCUUAAUUAAAUAUAGUUUUAUAGAUACUAUAAAACUUAUGUAUAGUUUUAUAUAGAUACGUUGUAUACUCUCCUAAUAUUAUAGUAGGCUACAAGAAAAAAUACUGUGAAUAAGCUGAUGUUGCUGAAAAAAUAUCGAAAGUAAACUGCUACUUUAAUUUAUAAAACCUGUAUGGAUAGUUGACUGAAGAGGG